This is a messenger RNA of Acaulospora colombiana, 1191 nucleotides long. The record is from the annotation of a GenBank genome assembly. NCBI's taxonomy places the organism in Eukaryota, Fungi, Glomeromycota, Glomeromycetes, Diversisporales, Acaulosporaceae.
AUGACGUCCGAACUAGACGGCGCCACUAACCUUUCGACCCUAGGUUUCGCGAUCAACCAACCCCCUCUCCUCUACCGCCUCUUCCAAAUUCAAUCUGAAGCAUUAAGAAUGCCACCAAACUUGCAACCACCCCCUCUCUAUCCUCCCCGUCGCGUCAUCAACCUGUUUGACGAGACCAAAGCCACAACGGGUAUAACCCAAGUCGACCUCUCUUCCGCCUUUGACCUCCCGCGUAUUGCAUCCAUUUACUCUAUUCUCCCACCCAAGAAGGAAAUCAAAUGUACCGUUCAACCCAAUGUACACCACUUUGUGUUCAUGGUGAAUGGGAGUGGCGCGUUGUACACGGAUACGGAGGCCAAGCAGCUCACGCAGUGGGACUGCUUUGCGUUUCCACCGAGUAAGACGGCGAGGUCGUAUACGCUUGUAGGGAGUAAGGAAGGUGGAGGGUUUGUUAUCGACAGAGAACCCCCCGAAUUCCCUACGAUCGUACCCUCUUACUCUAAAACCGAAUGGACAGGCACCGGCGUUCACACCAAGAAAAAAGCAGUCCUCACCUCUCUGACCGACAUAUCCUGUACCAAAACCUCCAUGCGCCAAUGGAACGUGACCAUCGAGUGCCUCUUAACUGGCACACAAACUUCGUACCCGCACGCUCACUCGGAAGAAGACGAGUUCGUGGUGAUGCUAGCGGGCAAGGCGCGGUACUGGUAUAAUGGGGAGGAACCUGAACAAUUGCUGGUCGCUGGAGACUGUGUGGGGUGGAAGGCGGGGAGCGGUGUUGCGCACGCUAUCCUAAACGAUGCGGACGGUCCCAACACUUAUGAUGGCGCGGUGGCCGUUCUAUUGACAUUUGGCGAAGUCAAAGAUGGCGACAAGCUCUACUACCCCACCAAAUUCCACGACCGCCAAGCCGCAGCGGACGCAACCAGCAAAGGGUUUUGGAAAGGAGGACCCAAAAUGCCAGUAGGAGGCGCAGCAGACGUACCAAGGUUCGCAAGAACAGAAGGAAUGCCGUACCCCGUCUGGGAGUCCAAGGGAAGAAACAUUGUCGCCAAAGAGAUCAAGAAGACGGAACUCCUCCGCCUCAUCCACACUUGUCAUCCCGCCGCCGCCUCUCCGCCCCUGUCCCCAGCCUCUGCACUGCAAGGCAACACGACGGAUCCCCCCUUGGCUCGCCAAGACGGCCACUAA